Puntigrus tetrazona (Sumatra barb) is the source of this 4019-nucleotide messenger RNA. RefSeq names its product transferrin receptor 1a (gene tfr1a). Gene Ontology annotation, molecular function: transferrin receptor activity. Gene Ontology annotation, cellular component: external side of plasma membrane. Gene Ontology annotation, biological process: transferrin transport; intracellular iron ion homeostasis. The record is from RefSeq and is a predicted model, not a curated record. NCBI's taxonomy places the organism in Eukaryota, Metazoa, Chordata, Actinopteri, Cypriniformes, Cyprinidae. The transcript has 18 exons. The coding region runs from base 149 to 2467 and encodes 772 amino acids.
CAAAGCACCCGCCUCUCUCACGAGGAACGCUUCACGAUCUCGCAGGGUCUCCAAGGUUAUUAUGUGUGUGUGAGGCGCUCGCGGUGGUCGUGACUUUCUCCUUCGGCGAGGCAGGAGCUUGAGAGCGUUGCAGUUAUUUGAGGCCACGAUGGAUCAAGCUAGGACAACAAUUUCGAAAAUCUUCAAUGGAGAGCCACGCUCCUACACUCGCUUUAACCUGACCCAGAACAUGGAGGGUGACAACAGCCAUGUGGAGAUGAAGCUCUCGUCUGACAUGGAUGAUGAAGUUGAGGCUAACGGUGUUGGGGAAAACAUAAACCAACAUAAUGGUCCAUAUUACCCCAGCAAACUGAACCAGCGCUCUCCCAAAACCGUCUGCGGAUAUGUCAUUGGCAUUCUGUUCCUUUUUAUUAUCGGAUACCUCAUCGGUUACCUGUCUAACAGAAGCACGAACAAAACAGAAAUCAAGUCGGAAUGUCCGGUCUUUAAUGAGAUGGUGCCAGUGAAAGCAGAAGCAGUUUAUUCAUUGGACUGGAGUGAUCUUAAGACAUUGCUGAAAAAGAAACUGACAACCGACAACAUUAACAGCAACCUCAAGGAAUUCUCUAGUGUCAGUCACCAGGCUGGAAGCACAGGAGAUGAGGCACUCGCUAAUAAAAUCAUGGGGAAAUUCAAAACCUUUGAGAUGACUGCCUGGACGGAUGAGCACUAUGUGAAAGUCCACGAGCCUGGUUCUUCAAAUAACAGAGUCCUGUUCCGUGGCAACGUUGUGGGAAAUAGCGAGGGCUAUUUGGCAUACAGUGCACUGAAAACGGUGCAGGGUGCAGCUCUGUAUGCCCAUUACGGACGAGCAGAAGACUUCAGGCGCCUGCAAGAGCUAAAUGUUGACAUAAAUGGAAAGGUUGUCUUGGUCAGAGCUGGGCUCUUAAGUUAUGCUGAAAAGGUUGCUAAUGCUGCUAGCUUGAAUGCUAGUGCUGUGCUAAUUUAUCCAGAUCCUGUUAACUACAAUAUCAAAGACGACACUGCCCUUUUUGGCCAUGUCCAUCUCGGCACUGGUGAUCCUUAUACUCCAGGAUUCCCUUCCUUCAAUCAUACCCAGUUUCCCCCGGCUAAGUCCUCUGGCUUGCCCAGCAUUCCGGCUCAAACUAUAACCAUAAGACAGGCUACUGAGAUCAUGAGUAAAUUAAAUGGUCGGACUUCCCUUAAUGGCUGGAGCGAUGGGAUGCUUCGCGAUACCAUGUACAAGCUCGGCGAUGAUGAUGACAUUAUCACAGUGGAAGUUAAGAAUGUCCUUAUUCAGAAAAAAAUCCACAAUGUGUUUGGAGUCAUUAAAGGUUAUAUGGAUACAGAUCGUUAUAUGGUGAUUGGUGCCCAGCGAGAUGCAUGGGGCCCUGGAUUUGCCAAAAGCACAGUUGGGACUAGUUUACUGGUGGAGUUGGCCAGAACUAUCACAGAUAUGAUUAAGAACGAUGGAUUCAAGCCUAAAAGGAGCAUCAUUUUUGCUAGCUGGAGUGCUGGUGAAUAUGGAAGUGUUGGGGCCACUGAGUGGUUGGAGGGCUACCUGACCUCCCUCAAUUUGAAAAUGUUUUCUUACAUCAGCCUUGAUGAAGUUAUUUCAGGUUUUGACACUUUCAAAGCAGCCGCCAGUCCGCUGCUGUAUGAGUUACUAGAGAGCACUAUGAAACAGGUCUCAUCUCCAGUUGAUGCAACCAAAUCCUUGCAUGAACAGUUUGCUGGAUCCAACUGGGAAAAGUCUGUAAUGGAGCCUAUGGGUUUGUCUCACUCUGCUUAUCCUUUCCAGACCUUCUCAGGCAUCCCAUCAAUUUCAUUUCGAUUUACUUCGACUACAAAGUCAUACCCUUUUGGCACUAUCGAGGAUACAGAACAAAAUCUGGAACGGUACACUUCCUACAACACCCUGAAACUCGCCAAGACAGCAGGAGAGGUGGCCGGACUGGUUACGCUUCGGCUGGUACACGACCACUUGCUCAAGCUGAACGUGGCGAAGUAUACCAGCGUCAUCCGCAACUAUGUAUCCGAAAUCAGAUCUAAAGUUGAGUCACGCCAGAUGUCGGGCCGCCUUCCCUCCACUGUGACGAUUCAGUGGCUUCUCUCAGCUUAUGGCUCAUACGAUCGUGCUGCUAGCGCUCUCGCUUCGGCCAUCCAGAACAGUGAUCUUGAUGACAUCGAGCAGUGCCGCAUCAUCAACAAUCGCAUUAUGAGGGUGGAAAGCAGUUUUCUCUCUCCUUACGUGUCUCCGCGGGAGAGUCUAUUCCGGCACAUUCUGCUGGGCUCCGGAUCACACACUCUGGCAGCUCUGGUGGAUCACCUUGAAGCUAUUAAAGGAGGGCUUGAAUCUGCUGACAUCGACCAAUUCAAGAAUCAGUUUGCUCUUGCCACUUGGACCAUCCAGGGCUGUGCCAAUGCAUUAGCAGGGGAAGUAUGGGAUAUGGAUAAUGAAAUUUAGACAAGUGGAAUCAACUCACCUCUUUAACUGUGUGAUAGCUUUGAACCCAUCACUCAAGGAAAAAAAGGAAAAUUAAAGCAAAAAAUGAUUUUGGUGCUCUAUUAACGUGAAUUUAGGAUAAGUGGUUUACAUCAGUAUUUACAGCAGUAGUUGAUCCAAAAAUGAAACAUUGUGUCAUUUACUCAUCUUCAUGUCAUUCCAGACCCCUUCUGUGAAAGAUGUUUGAAGUAUACAAUAAUAAUAACUGCAGCUAUCAAACUUAAAAAAAGACACAGGGGCGUAACAUAUUAUAAAAGUAGCUCCCAUCACUCAUGUGCUAUAAUUCACCCUCUGCAUCAUAGAUCAAAAUUCAUAAGGGGUUUGAUUGACAUGAAGGUAGAAAACUCAUUCUUGGAGGAAGUUUUUCUUUGAGAUCUAGUUUUGAUUAUACAAAUUCGGAAUGUGUUACUGGUUUAUUUUCAAAAUCUUUUUUUUGAGACUCCUUUUAGGAACUUCUUGCAUAAUACCUGAACAGUCUGGAUUUAGAGGGGUUUUUAUACAGACUCCAGUUAGACAAUCAACCAUUGACAUUUUAAUGUUUGUAACCUAACUUACCUGUGAUCAUAAAACACCUCGUAAAGUACAGUAUUUUUCCAACUUUCUGGUUGGAUACACUUUUUCAGGGGCUCUUUGGAUCAAUUCUGUCAAAUAGAAAGAGGCUUUCCUAUGUGGCUCAGAAAUUCUAUUUAUUAGUUUUUUUAUUUAUCAGUGACAGGGAUCACUAUAAAUAGCAUUUUGUACCGCCUUUUUUUAAACAAAUGUAUAAUUAUCGGAAGCAGUGCCUUCCAUAAUUAUGACAGUUAUACUGUCGAAAUGUGAAAGCAGCAUCUGCUAUGGAUAUGACCUUGUUUUCAAAAGCUAUGACCACAGACUACAUUGUAUUUCUUAAAUGAUAAUUAAAAAAAUCAGUAAGUUACUGCUAUGUAUCAGUCUUUGGCACUCUCCUUUUGAAUCAAUGUUACCUGAUCCAGAAUUAUUAUCGGGAGCAGUGCCUUCCAUAAUGCGAAGAUGAUGGUAGUUUUUGCCUACCGAUGUGUUGAUAUCGAGGGCAGUGCCCCUCAUAUUUCACUGUGAUGUGGAUGUAAGUAUUGGGAACUGUGUUUCCCAUGAUGAUGUACAAAAUCAUCUAUAUUCACACUCUUACCAUAGUAGUUAUCUGUUGUGAGUCAUGUAAUCCGUCAGUUUUUCAUACACAGUGAAGUGCUGUUACCUUCUUAAGCAUUGGAUUAAGCAAAUAUGGAGUGGGUGAUGAUCACAGCAGAAAUAAAAGACUAUAGAAACAUUCUCUGUAAGAUCCUGUCAUGGGCUUCUGAAAGAUUCUGUUCUGUUCUCUUAUUCGGUUUUCAUAGUUCUUUUGUUUUUGGUGUGUUGUUAUUUCUGCCUUGGAGAUUAUGGUCAAGCCUUUCAAAUAUUUUCUUUUUUCUUCUUCUUUGUUCUUUCUUGUACUUAACUUCACUUUUGCUGUUUUACUUGCAAAUCGGAGUGAGAUUAAAUUAUAAAUCUAUUCGGCUAA